This is a messenger RNA of Nicotiana tabacum (common tobacco), 525 nucleotides long. Its product is annotated as putative RING-H2 finger protein ATL53. The record is from RefSeq and is a predicted model, not a curated record. NCBI's taxonomy places the organism in Eukaryota, Viridiplantae, Streptophyta, Magnoliopsida, Solanales, Solanaceae. Gene Ontology annotation, biological process: protein ubiquitination.
AUGGCAGAAGCUCCUAUGCCACCUUCUUCUCCAAAACAAUCAAACUUACCCACUUUGUAUUGUGCUCUUAUCAUUGUCGGAAUAGCAGUUGUCUUGCUUAGCCUGUACAAUCUCCUUAUCGUUCGAUGGUGCAAUGAAAACCACACAAAUGAUCAGUCUCUUGAACAAAACUCUAGCCAAGUUUCUCAUGAUAAUCUUAACGUGAACUUAGAGUCCAGUUUCAGGUGCAAGAAAGGAAGAGUUGAAGUUGGAGGAAAUCAUCAUGAGAAGAAUAAUGAUGAUAUUGAGUGUGCUGUGUGUUUAUCAGAUAUUGAAGAAGGGGAAGAAGUGAAGCAACUUCCAAGAUGCAACCACUCUUUUCAUGCUUCUUGUAUCGAUAUGUGGCUUUAUUCUCACUUGGAUUGCCCUAUGUGUCGUUCUCCGGUGGAGCAGCCGGUGCUUCACCGGAAUAGUUUCACAGGACAAGAAGAGAGUUCUAGAGAAGGAAUUGUAGUUCAAGCAAUUCAGUUUAGUGUUUCUGAUUAG